UUGGAGGGCGUGCGCAGCAGCCUGCAGGAGACGCCGCGCAGCUGGCAGGACUGUGUGCGCUGGGCCCGGUGGCGCUGGGAGAGCCUCUAUCACCAAGCGGUCCUGCAGCUGCUACAUGCCUUCCCGCCUGGCCACGAGAUCAGCCCUGGGAUCCCCUUCUGGGCGCCGCCCAAGAGAUGCCCCCAGCCCCUGGAGUUUGACUACGACAAUAGCACCCACAUGGGGUACAUCAUGGCCGCUGCCAGCCUCUUUGCCCAGAUGCACCGACUCCAGGUGCCCCGGGACCGGGUGGUGGCCAGGGAGACACUGCAAGCCAUGGCCGUGCCGCCCUUCCGGCCGAAGGAGGGGGUGCGGAUCCCUGUCACGGAGGAGGAGCUGGCGCAGGCGCCCGCCGGGGGCGGUAAGGACCAGCGCGCUGCUGGCACAGGCCUGGCCCCCCCGUGCUCUGCCCAGCAGGGCUGA
Messenger RNA from Pelodiscus sinensis (Chinese soft-shelled turtle), 462 nucleotides. The record is from RefSeq and is a predicted model, not a curated record. Lineage: Eukaryota; Metazoa; Chordata; Testudines; Trionychidae.